Molecule: messenger RNA, 2535 nt
Organism: Paecilomyces variotii
Lineage: Eukaryota; Fungi; Ascomycota; Eurotiomycetes; Eurotiales; Thermoascaceae
Product: putative exonuclease
Exons: 1
Coding region: 316-2535 (739 amino acids)
Cellular component (GO): nucleus
Molecular function (GO): exonuclease activity; nucleic acid binding
Source: RefSeq, a predicted model, not a curated record
GUUUAUUUAAACAGCCUUUGAGCCUAAGUCAAUGUAGUGGCCAAUAUAUUCCAAGGGCAACAGACAGUGGAACGGUUAUCAUCACGUGAUACAGAUAAAAGUCAACUUUCGCCUCCCGUUAAUUCUGGCCAAUCCAUUCUAACAUGGACAUCGAAGACGGGAAAUAAUUCUAAAGCCCUGUAUAUCAAUCGAGCGAUCUACGAGGCUUCUGAACCACGCAACAGUCGUACUUUCAUUUUUACUUUGGAAGUCGAUGAUAGAUUGUUUGGAGUGAAGGACUUCUUCUGACCCAAAUCAGCCGGCAUCCUGCCAGCCAUGACUAUUGGAAAGAAACGCAAGCGCGGUGAUACUAGGGAUGAGGAUGACCCGACAAUGGGCCCUAGCGAAGGCUCAAAUGGAUUUGGAGUAGCUCAGACUCUUUCAGCUCUCCAGGCUUCCUCAAUAGCUGCAUCAGAGCAGACAGAUAGCACUGCAGAGACAGAGAAAGCUGUCGAUCAGAACGGUUCCACAGAGACCAGAGCCGUGAAGAAAAGACGCGGUGCUGAUGGCGAGAAGACCAAAUAUCCGACUUUGACAUAUAUUCAUGGCAAGUUGCAAUCUUCUAUACGCAUUGCCGACCUCCAAGGCCUGCUGCUCUACUGCUUCGCGGAUGGUAUUGCACCCCAAUGGAUUUCUGUGAAACAUUCAGGUCAUGUUCGGAAGGUCGUUGUUUUGAUGGUCCCCGGGCUUGAACUGGGCAUGUUUGACGGUACUAUUCAGUUGGAACCAAAGCCAGUGGAAGAGACCACUCAGGCAGAGGAGCCCAAACAAGCCGAUGGGAAGGAUGAGGGAGAAGAUCCAAAGGCCGAAGACUUCGUUAGGUGGAAGCAAGGCCUACCUCUGAGAGAUCGAUCUGAGCGCUUCAGUCCAAAGCCACUUUCAAAGGAUACACUUCCCCAACCGUUGCAGCCUUUGGCUGAUAUGUUUCCCCAUGUUUGGCCUGUUAAGGCACCUGGGGAUUCGAAGUACAACAAGGUACACUCUCCUCUCCAGGCGAUACUGUUAUCUUCUUUGCCAAAAACCAAAGAGAGCAGCAAUCAGGGUAAAGGGCCAAAACCACCAAGAGUGGACAAGAAUUACGUUUCGCAACGAACCCCGGUUACGACAUUCAUCGCCUCACUCAGCGAUCUCCGAGAGAAUGACUACGUACUUCACCCAGCGCUCUUCCCUAGCGAGAAGGACCGGGACGCAGAUCUCGAGGCCCGCAAGCGAGCUGGAACGUCUGCGGAAGAAGGCUGGGUUGACACGAAUGUCCCCAGCCUGGCUGACGGCGAUGUACCUGAAGCAGAGAUUCAGCAAGGGAGCAUGACGGCUGGCCGUCAAAUACUUGCUCUGGACUGUGAAAUGUGCAUUACUGAAGGUGGAAAAUCGGAGCUCACUCGUAUCAGUCUCGUCAGCUGGGAUGGCGAGGUAGUGCUGGAUGAACUUGUCAAGCCCGAAAGACCUGUCAUAGACUACCUGACGCGAUUCUCUGGUAUCACUAAAGAGAAACUGGAUCCCGUCACUACGACUCUCCAUGAUAUUCAGCAGAAGCUGCUUUCUAUUCUUACUCCGCGAUCUGUCCUUGUCGGACACUCCCUAAACUCCGACUUAAAUGCGUUGAAGCUCACGCAUCCCUUCAUCAUCGACACCUCCAUCAUCUACCCCCACCCGCGUGGACCACCUCUGAAGUGCGGACUCAAGUGGCUUACUCAGAAAUAUCUGGGCAAGGAAAUCCAGAAGGGCAUGGCUGGCCACGACUCAAUCGAGGAUGCGCGUGCGGUGCUCGAACUCGUCAAGCAGAAAUGCGAGAAGGGCGAGCGCUGGGGCACCAGCGAUGCUUCCAACGAGAGCAUCUUUCGCCGUCUAUCCCGCUCAGUUAAAUCAGGGAAAGUCGGCUCUGGCGAAGGACGUACAGGCGCCGUUGUAGACUGGGGCAGUCCCGAGCGUGGCUUCGGCUCGCAGGCAACAGUUGCAAUCGGUUGCAACACGGACGAGGACGUCGUAGCGGGCGUGAACAGGGCAGUCAACGGCGAUGAGAACGACUCAUCCAUUCCAGCCGGAGGCACCGAUUUCACCUGGGCUCGACUCCGCGAGCUCGAAGUCCUCCGCGGAUGGUGCAAUCGCCGUCCCGACCCCAACAAUGCCAACGAGUCGACGAGCCUAGUUCCCCCGCCAGAGGAGACCACGCCCACCACGUCUGCUACCACAACUGGAGCCACGGCAUCUGAUCCGCCAGCAGAGGUGCUAUCUCAAACCGUAUCUCGCACGGUAUCGAACAUUGCUCAAAUAUACGAUUCGCUCCCGUCCUGCACGCUGUUCAUCGUAUACUCUGGAACUGGCGACCCGCGUGAAGUGGGCCGUUUGCAGUCCCUGCACAAGAAAUACCGCGAAGAAUUCCAGUCACGGAAACCAUGGGAUGAGCUGAGUGUGAAAUGGACUGAUCGAGAAGAACAGGCCUUGAAAAAGGCAUGUGAGAGAGCUAGGGAAGGAUGUGGGUUUAUGUGCGUGAAAUAA